Chaetomium globosum CBS 148.51 is the source of this 1029-nucleotide messenger RNA. RefSeq lists its product as uncharacterized. Lineage: Eukaryota; Fungi; Ascomycota; Sordariomycetes; Sordariales; Chaetomiaceae. The transcript is spliced from 3 exons. Gene Ontology annotation, biological process: negative regulation of DNA-templated transcription. The record is from RefSeq and is a predicted model, not a curated record. The coding region runs from base 1 to 1029 and encodes 342 amino acids. Gene Ontology annotation, molecular function: DNA-binding transcription factor activity.
AUGAGCGCCCAACUCGAAACGGAACGCAAGGAAUAUGAGAGCCAGCUCGAACUAGUCAUCACGUCUCUCAAAGAGGACCCCGAUAAUGCCGAACUGCAGGGGCUUCGGAGUGAGCUGGAGCAGAUGAUCCAGCUGCUCGAUGAUUCUCUCGCCGAACUAAAGCCCAAGAACGAACCCGCAAGCGUCGCGCCGAAGAAGGCGCCAUCGCCACCGCCGACCGAGCAAAAGUGGUCACGCGAGAACCACCCAGCAUUCAAAAAAGCUGCGCCCGCGGAGGAGAAAGAGAAAGAACCCGAGAUCAUUGCGUAUCAGGUCAACGACAAUGUCAUGGCAAAAUGGCUCUCGGGUGACAAAGGCUUCUAUCCGGCGCGCAUCACCGCGGUGACUGGUUCGUCCACGGCACCCAUUUACACAGUCAAGUUCAAAAGCUAUGACACAGCAGAGACCCUGCGUGCUAAGGAUAUCCGCCCGGUCGCACAGAAGCGCAAGGCUGACGGUACUGCCGUCUCGACCAACAGCAACGCCAUCGGCGGUUCGGCGGCGACAGCUACAGCUAGCCCUUCGUCACUGACCCCGACCUCGACUAACAAUGGCAUCGUCAUGUCUGCGGCGGCUGACAUGUAUCCUCAGGCGCAGGCGGCAGGAAAGGCGGGAGCGGACGACAACGACGAGAAGCCACGGCCCAAGUUCAAGAAGAUUAAGGCUACAAAGGAGCUCGAAAAGGGCAAGAACAAGUGGCAGGAGUUUACCACCAAGGGGAAGUUUGGCAAAGCGGGAAAGAAGGACAGCAUGUUCCGCACACCCGACGGAAUCCAUGGCCGAGUUGGCUUCACCGGCUUCCGGGCAGUCAAUGGCCAAAAGACCCUACCAGGAGCCGCCAUGUGUACCAGCCCAACGAAGAAUUGGACUAGACUGACAUGGUCUUCUUUCAUUCGAGAAACGCCGUUACGGCCUGGAGCGGAAGAGACGCGCCCGCAUAAAGGGGCAACGACCAGUAGCGCUCGGUUUUAUCGAAGGACGGCAUCAUAG